Molecule: messenger RNA, 819 nt
Organism: Populus trichocarpa (black cottonwood)
Lineage: Eukaryota; Viridiplantae; Streptophyta; Magnoliopsida; Malpighiales; Salicaceae
Product: F-box protein At3g07870
Exons: 1
Coding region: 1-819 (272 amino acids)
Source: RefSeq, a predicted model, not a curated record
AUGUGUGGACUUGGAUUUAGUUCGAGCACAGAUCAAUUUAAGGCUAUUAGAAUUUUCUCAACAAGGGAAGACAGUAUUUUGCAUGCUGAGACAUAUACGUUUAGAGCUGAGACUAUUAUAUUUAAUGAUAAAGCAACACCAAGAGGCUUUGGAACUGAUACUUGGAGAAGCAUUGGGAUCGUUCCGCAGUAUAAUGAUUGGCGUAAAUAUUGUUGGAGAUCUUUCAAUGCAUUUGUUAAUGGAUCUUUUCAUUGGAUUAUCGAUAUCAACGACGAUUAUGACCGUACAAAUAUUAUUUACUAUUUCAAUUUUGAGAGUGAGCAAUUCAGAACUUUCUUAUUGCCGGUUCCUCCAAUAGAUCAUGUCUAUGGUUAUUGUUAUCAAUAUGCAGAUCUUGGGGUUCUUGGGGACUCCCUCUACUGUUCUUAUUUUAGUUACUUGCCUUGUGAUGAUUGUAUUAAUCUAUGGGUAAUGAAAGAUUAUGGUGUUGAGGAUUCUUGGGCUGAAAUUCUGGUUAUAGAGCACCGUAUGCCUUUCUGGGAACCAAGGGAUUUCAAGGUGAUCAAGUUCUUUGAAAAUAGGAAUAUUCUGUUCUUGGUUGACUACUACCUAUGGUUUUAUGAUGCUGAAAGAAAAUGUUAUGAAAGGGUGGAAGAUGCUGAGGUUAUAUCUUUUCUUUAUGCAAUAUCUCAUACUCCGACCUUCGCUUCUAUUAAAGAUAUCAUGGCCGGAGGGAUCGGAAACUAUCGAAUGAGAGAUGAAGACAAUCGAUCCACUGAAAAAUUAGCCUGCGAUACAUCAAGUAGGAUUACACGCUAG